AUGGUGCAAGAUGGUGCAAGUGUUACAGCAGUAACGACACAUGGAGUGACGGCACUACAUCUAGCUUGUGACAAUGGUCAUGGAUCUGUAGCCGCACUUCUGAUCAAGAAUGGUGCAAGUAUUACAGCUGUAAAUAAGAAAAGACGGACGGUAAUACAUCGAGCUUGUCAGAAUGGACAUGAAUCUUUAGCCGCACUUCUGAUCAAGAAUGGUGCAAGUGUUACAGCAGAACACAAGGACGGAUGGACGGCAUUACACUUAGCUUUUCUGAUCAAGAAUGGUGCAAGUAUUACAGCUGUAAAUAAGAACAGACGGACGGCAUUACAUCUGGCUUGUCAGAAUGGACAUGAAUCUUUAGCCGCACUUCUGAUCAAGAAUGGUGCAAGCAUUACAGCUGUAAAUAAGAACAGACGGACGGCAUUACAUCUAGCUUGUCAGAAUGGACAUGAAUCUGUAGCCGCACUUCUGAUCAAGAAUGGUGCAAGUGUUACAGCUGAGGACAAGGACGGAUAGACGGCAUUACAUCUAGCUCUUCAGAAUGGACAUGAAUCUGUAGCCGCACUUCUGAUCAAGGAUGGUGCAAAUAUUACAGCAGUAACGACACAUGGAGUGACGACACUACAUCUAGCUUGUCAGAAUGGACAUGAAUCUGUAGCCGCACUUGUGAUCAAGAAUGGUGCAAGCAUUACAGCUGAGGACAAGGACGGAUAGACGGCAUUACAUCUAGGUUGUGAGAAUGGACAUGAAUCUGUAGCCG
Molecule: messenger RNA, 757 nt
Organism: Haliotis rufescens (red abalone)
Lineage: Eukaryota; Metazoa; Mollusca; Gastropoda; Lepetellida; Haliotidae
Product: ankyrin repeat domain-containing protein 6-like
Exons: 3
Biological process (GO): protein localization to ciliary inversin compartment
Cellular component (GO): ciliary inversin compartment
Molecular function (GO): protein binding
Source: RefSeq, a predicted model, not a curated record